Molecule: messenger RNA, 2958 nt
Organism: Penicillium paradoxum
Lineage: Eukaryota; Fungi; Ascomycota; Eurotiomycetes; Eurotiales; Aspergillaceae
Product: Hsp70 family protein
Exons: 1
Coding region: 1-2958 (985 amino acids)
Biological process (GO): cellular response to hypoxia; negative regulation of hypoxia-induced intrinsic apoptotic signaling pathway; endoplasmic reticulum unfolded protein response
Cellular component (GO): endoplasmic reticulum chaperone complex
Molecular function (GO): ATP-dependent protein folding chaperone; ATP binding
Source: RefSeq, a predicted model, not a curated record
AUGGCGUUCUUAAAUCGCCGACAAUUAUCUAGCUCUCCAAUGCUAUCUUUCGUGGUCCUCCCCUUCCUCAUAUUUCUCCUCAGUUUUGCUGGGCCAGCCUCGGCCGCCGGAUCGGCCGUUCUGGGCAUCGAUAUCGGCACCGAAUAUUUCAAGGCAGCCCUCGUGAAACCCGGCAUCCCCCUCGAGAUCGUCCUCACAAAAGAUUCAAAGCGCAAGGAGUCCGCUGCUAUCGCAUUUAAGCCUACAAGAGAGAGUGAUGCGUCUUUCCCCGAACGUUUUUAUGGUGGUGAUGCGCUCGCCUUUGCGGCUCGGUACCCGGACGAUGUCUACAUCAACUUGAAGACGCUUUUGGGCGUUUCAUUUAACGAUGGAGAUGAUGAGGCAGUCAAGACCUAUUGGAACCGGUUCCCUGCUUUGAAAUUGGAGACCGCCCCCGAGGGUCGUGGCUCUGUCGCUCUCCGCAGCAACCGGUUGGGAGAGGCACAGAAGAAAGAGGCCUUCUUGGUGGAGGAGAUUCUGGCUAUGCAGUUGAAGCAGAUCAAGGCCAAUGCUGAUACUUUGGCCGGAAAAGGAUCCGAUGUCCGUGAUGUGGUCAUUACAUACCCUGUGUUCUACACCGCGGAGGAAAAGCGCAGCCUUGAAUUGGCGGCUGAGCUGGCGGGUCUGAAGAUCCAAGCGCUUGUCAGUGAUGGGUUAGCUGUUGGCUUGAAUUACGCAACCAGCCGCACUUUCCCCAGCGUUUCCGAUGGCGAGAAGCCCGAAUACCACAUUGUCUACGACAUGGGUGCCGGAUCUACCACCGCAAGUGUUUUGCGGUUCCAGAGCCGUAAGGUCAAGGAUAUUGGCAAGUUCAACAAGACUAUCCAGGAAGUUCACGUCGUCGGAUCUGGCUGGGACAAGUCACUCGGAGGUGACUCCCUGAACGAUCUUAUUGUCAACGAUAUGAUCGCCCACUUGGUUGAGGACAAGAAGCUCAAGGGCAAGGUGACCGCUGCUGAAGUUAAGGCGCAUGGAAAGACCAUGUCUAGACUCUGGAAGGAUUCGGAGAAGCUCCGACAGGUUCUGAGCGCUAACACCGAAACUUCGACAAGCUUUGAGGGACUGUAUGACGAGAAUGUUAACUUCAAGUACAAGUUGAGCCGUGCCAACUUUGAGAAGAUGGCUGCUGAGCACGUCGCUCGCAUCGGAACACCGGUUGAGCAGGCUCUGACAGCUGCUGGCCUUCAGUUGAACGAUAUUGAAUCCAUUGUGCUCCACGGUGGCGCCAUUCGGACUCCAUUCGUUCAAAAGCAAUUGGAAACCCUUGCUGGCUCUUCUAAGAAGAUCAGAACCAACGUCAACGCCGAUGAGGCGGCUGUCUUUGGUGCUGCCUUCAAGGGAGCUGCCCUGAGCCCCAGCUUCCGUGUCAAGGACAUUCGCGCUGGUGACGCCGCUUCAUACCCCAUCUCCUUGAAGUGGACCUCUGAUGGGAAGCAAAGAAACCAGAAGCUGUUCACCGCCACUUCCCAGGUUGGUCCCGAAAAGCAGGUCACUGUGAAGAACCUGGAGGAUUUCGAAUUUAGCUUCGCUCAGCAGGUUGGCCAAAGUGAAGAACAGCCUAUCCUUAGUGUCCAGACCCAAAACCUCACCGCAUCUGUCGCCAAACUGAAGGAUACCUUUGGCUGCACUAAUGCGAACAUUACUACCAAAUUUACUAUCCGCCUUAGCCCUGUGAACGGUCUUCCCGAGGUCAUGGCUGGUACUGUCAGCUGUGAGGUUGAAUCUGAGAAGAAGGGGAUUGUGGAAGAUGUCAAGGGCUUCUUCGGUCUUGGCAAGAAGGAUGAGCAGGAGCCGCUGGGCGAAGAUGGCGAGCCUCGUGAAUCGAUCACCCUCGAGCCUGAGACAGAGUCCUCUACUGCCUCUUCUGCCAGCUCCAAGACCACCACUACAUCUACCAAGGAUGCAAAGGCUACACCCCAGGUCAAAUUGGAAGUUAUCCCGAUUAGCUUGAAGUCUGUGGCUCUCGGAACUCCAGCGCCAUCAGCCGCAGAACUCAGCCGUAUCAACACCCGCCUUGUGGCCUUUGAUAGAUCAGACCGUGAUCGUUUCCUGCGCGAGGAGGCUCUUAAUGAACUAGAGUCCUUCAUCUACCGUAGCCGAGACCUCACAGAUAACGAGGAGUUCGUUAAGGCGCUCAAGCCGGAUCAACUGACCGUUCUUUCCGAGAUGGUUUCAGAGGCUGGUGACUGGCUAUCUGACGAAAGCGACAACGCUAAGACUGCCGAUUUCCAGUCGAAGCUCAAGGAGCUGAAGGCUAUCGUCAGCCCUGCACUAAAGCGGAUGAAGGAAAGCUCUUCUCGCCCAGCACGUGUACAGCUGCUUCAGGACAUGCUCAAGAACGCCGAGUCAAUGAAGGAAUUGAUCAAGAACCAGAUCGAAAACGACGAGCAGAUCUACUCAUCUUCCAUUUCAGCCUCAAGCGCCUCCUCCACCUCAACAGAAUCUGAGACAAGCUCAUCGACCCCGGCCCCGUCUGCUUCGGACGAAGGCCUCAAUGAUCUCGACGAAGAUCCCUACUCCACUUCUUCGUCUUCAACCACCUCGACCAAGAGUGCUGUGACGGCGAAGCCUACAGGCCCCAAGUACACCCUCUUUACGCCCGCCGAUCUCACAGCCAUCACCCAGGCCUAUGAGUCCACCCAGCCCUGGCUGGAAACCCAGUUGGGUCUGCAAGAGCAGCUUACCGAGUCUGAUGACCCAGCUCUGACCGUUGUGGAGGUUGACUCACGGCUACGCGAGUUCGAGCGCAUCCUCAACCGCAUGUACGAGAGAAUGACUGCCGCCGCUGGACAACAGAAGAAGAGCAGCAAUGGCAAGAAGGGAUCGAAGGAUAAGAAGCCCGAGGCCGAGAAGAAGAAAGACAAGGGCCAGGAUAAGCCCAAGAAGGAGAACGGAGAUCUUCCUAAAGAUGAGCUGUAA